Messenger RNA from Vavraia culicis subsp. floridensis, 1278 nucleotides. RefSeq lists its product as uncharacterized. The coding region runs from base 1 to 1278 and encodes 425 amino acids. NCBI's taxonomy places the organism in Eukaryota, Fungi, Microsporidia, Pleistophoridae. The record is from RefSeq and is a predicted model, not a curated record. The transcript has a single exon.
AUGAAAAUCGACAAUAACACGUUCUCAAUCCCAAAACGAAUAGAAGUAGCAACAGAACAUUCUCUCAUAGAGAGUACACCGCUCACCACCCUGGAAAUAGCAUGGAACAAACUAUCUGACCAUUAUACAGCCAAGGCAGAGCAGGAAUGCACACAAACAAUGCAGGACAAGCAAUUCUACAACUAUGUAUUGAACGGGAAAGUGGAGAUAGAAACUGCGCUCGUGAAUUACGACCUGAUACGGCAGAAGGUGCUGUCACUGCGCGAACGAGGCGAUAGUGGCGAUGAUAACGGUGCUGUUAUAAACUUUAAGGACUACUGUGUGCGUGAGUGUAUAAAUACGCUCAAAUACCAGCUAGAAACACUGCGAGCUGCGAUUGAAGAGCGGCGCAAUGAAGAAAAGGUGUUGCAGCUGUUCACGACCUUCAAAAUAAAAAUAGAGAACCAUCGUAUACUCGUCAAACUCACAGAUAAGAACGUCAUAGAUAUUACGAACAAGUUAAAAAAUGAUGGAUGCGAUAAUUUCCGGUUUAUUCUGCGCUCGCUUGGUAUUUCCAAUAAAAUUGUUAUUUCGUGCGAUUACGAGAGAAUGCACUUUGAGAUGGUGCACGACUUAAAGGAUCUCAGCGAAAUUAGGAAGGCGCUGGAGAUAGCGGAUAAAAACAUUACGGCGGGCAAGUUGAGUAUCGUAGUAGAGAGCGAAGAAGAGCACAAAAAGAGACUUAAAUCGAAGAAAAGUAGCUGUGGAGAUAAUGUGAAGGCCACGCAUGCAAGAAUUGAUGAGAACGAGGCCUUAGCAAAUGAGGAUGGCAGCAAAAUUGGGGAUGAGUCUUCCAUAGAGAAGGCAUCAGAAUCACAACUCUUGGGUGAACCAUCCAAGGAUGAGGUUGCAGAUCCACAAAAUAACAAAACAGCGAAAAAUACUGCGAACAACGAAAAAGAAACGCGUAAAGAGUCGUUCGGAUCGAGUGAUAUAAAUAUACCCGCUAAUUCACGUAUAAGCAGCAACAGGUUCAACCACCUAAUAUGUAAUUUUAUAUACAAGGCACUCAUCCACAACACAGAACCAUCCUACAUUGUUGAGAGGGUGUUUAUUCUGCUCUCAUAUUACAUUGCUGUGAAUUUCUACGAAAGUAACAAAUUUGUAAGAAUUACGCAUGUAAGCGGAAAUACACAGGUCAUGUUUUUCAUACGAAACAAGGACAAGCUAAGAAUAGAAAUAAAGGAUCAGAAGGAGAUAAAAGUAUUUUAUAAUGAAGGACGGGUGAUUAUGUGGUAG